Molecule: messenger RNA, 4699 nt
Organism: Opisthorchis viverrini
Lineage: Eukaryota; Metazoa; Platyhelminthes; Trematoda; Opisthorchiida; Opisthorchiidae
Exons: 13
Coding region: 321-4406 (1361 amino acids)
Cellular component (GO): PRC1 complex
Molecular function (GO): protein binding
Source: RefSeq, a predicted model, not a curated record
GCUGCUUGUUGGUGCCAAUUUGUUGCUGUGCACUUCAGUGGACUUUCUUAUUCGUCGUACCGAAACCCUUGUCUCCCCUCUGAUGCUGAGAGGAAAGUCUAAAUGGUAUAUUUCAGUUUGUCCACAUCACUCAUCCUUUAUCACAGGCGGAUACAGAUGUCCGUAUUCUACGGGAUGUGGAAACCUGUGUAGAUGACUCGCCGCCGGUUUGCUUGGUUCCGCUGGUGCACAACAAACUAGUCUCUCAACGGUCACCUGAUAGAUGCACUCACCGGAGUCUCGGCAACGCGUGCGAUAAAGCCCCUGCAACGACCAGUGACAUGUCACCAACAGUUCUACAGGCAACACCUGAGUUGACUAUCACUCUCCACGCUUCCGCAACGGAGUCUAUGGCGCCUGUUGCUGAGUCUAAGGAGCAGCAGUCUCCUGAACAAAGUGUUUUGGAUUCCGUGAACAAAGAUGCGGUAAUCGAACAAACAAAGGAACUGACCAGUUGUAUAGAUUCUGCGGCUGUUACUCCUGAAACUGCUGAAGUCGGUCGGAAACCUGUUGUGUUGGCGUCACUGGAUAAUCUGAGGGUUGUCGAAGGGUGCCCUUCACAAUCUGAAGCUGCAGUAAAUCCACUGGCUCCUUCUAAUGAUGACUUGUCCACCGCCGAUCACCCAGAAACAUGUGAUCAGGUCAGAUUUCCUAACUUACCGGAGACGGCCGAACAUGAUGAAGAUGACGAUUUUGAUCUCGAAGACAGGCCAUUAACGGUAGAUGUUUCUCUUGCACCGGACAUAACUCCUGAAGAAACGAUCAUACCUGCCACAGAGCGCGAAACGCAGAAUGUAGUCACUGCGGAACCUGUCUGUACGACGUCCGUGUCUGGUCUGACCUCGUUAUCGUCUGCUCACCCGGUACCGAACCAACCCACCGAGGAUAUAGUAGCAUCGACUAACGGCCAAUCUGAUGAUUGUCAACCGGACCCCGGAAGCACGAUUGCGGAAGUAUCAACUCCACUUCCUUCCCCUUCAAAUCGUAAUCAUCUCGUUGCGUCUGAAGUGUUACUGCCGGAAACACCACCGAACUCUACAAUCACCAAUACUAUCACGGUCGGUAGCCCGCCGCAGCAGAACGGUGUUGAUCUUUCGUAUCCCACCGUCUCUCUCACAAAUAAGGCUGAGACCUCAGUUGUUUUUGUGACGUGCCUACAACCAUUUACCACACCAAUCACUAGCGUUUUGGAUAUUCGACCUAAACCAACCACUCCUCAACCAACCAUGCUUCCAGUCGCGUCCUCUGCGACUCCGGCUGUGGCCAGUUCUUCGACAGCUCUCCUAACGUCCCAACCGAACACUGCACAGAUGAUGUCUUUUGCAACUGGAACAGGUGUCUCGAGUUCAGGUGUUCCUCUUAAUAGUCUCCCUGUAACAGCGACUGCACUUCCUCUUCCCGGAUCUGGAGUCGGUUCUGGGAGUACUCUUCAGUUUCUCAAUAUGACCCCGGUGCCUCAGUUUCUGGGGGCCCCAGGGAUUGUCUUGCACUCUGCUGGUGCUCCAACUUUCCAAUCCGCUGCAACGCCUCUGUUACCGGGCCUAUCUACACCUGGUUUGGGAGCUGGAACUGCCUUAAACUUUCUACAGCCAGGUAACCAACCAUUUACCACUAUGCUGCAGCCGCCCAUGGGGACUGGAGGAGAUUUUCUUUUCGAUGCGUCACUUGGAUUGUCUCAUCAGAUUGUCCCCACCAGCUCGAUUGCUCUUUUCAGUCCAGUGAGCUGCUGUUCAUCGAUGGUGGAAUCAUACGCACCCACUCAUCUUUCUCCAUUCUAUCCUACACUGGUUCAGCCACCGCACAAUCCAUCGCUGUUACCCACUUCAACGUCUGUGUUUAUCCCACCAAACUAUAGACCUCCGUCAACCGUAGUGACGAAUCUGGUCAAUGCAACUACCUCCCAAAUGGCCACUUCUAUGAGUGGAAGUGCUGGAUCGAAUAUUUUUCCCGCCCCAACAUUAUCCCUCGCUGGUAAUCCGUCGGUUGGGUCUAAUAGUCUGUUUCUCCAAACCGCACCGGCGCCUCUCAUAUCGCCACCAUUUGGUCCCGGCACAACACCGCUAUUUCAAUGUCCGUUUUCUUCAUACUCAAUCCCGUUACAAGGAUCCGCAGAAGCUUGUCUCCCGAGCACAGUUGCAGCAAGUUUGACCACAAAAACCACAUCAAUCUAUCGUAUUGAUGAUCUAAACAUUGCGCCACCCUCAGGGGUCUCUGUGCUUCCUCCUUUAUGGACUGCUCCAUCGACGCUUCCGACUUUAUGUCCCACCCCUCAGCCUGCCCCUACAGCACCCUCCGUGCCGAUCGCAUCAUCUUCAUCUGGCGUUGUGAAUAUUGCCCCCUUACUGCCUCAACCACCGACUUUACAGCCGUGCCCUGCGGUUUCCAAACAGUUGAGGAGAUUUCAAACACCCAACCUCUCGGGACGUAGCGCUCAACCAACCAUGCGGGCCGGCGGAGCUGCUACCAGCGUAACCAAUGUUCUCCCCAAAACCACUUCUCUGUCGAGCACCAGUCGACCAGCAGGCAAUGUGGGGAUCGUAAUGCCGAAUUCGACGACAGUCCUGCCACCCAUUCGUCGACGUCGUCCGCUUUUACAUCCGGUGAAAUCUAAACAACCGCCCGUUGGGUUGCAGCUCUCAGCUGGUCCCGGUUUACCUUCUGAUGGGGAAAACCAGUCUACAACUGUUGGACUCGUUGGUCCUGCUAGUGGGACUCCGAAUAGUACACCUACAGAUACCGCUCGGAUUCACCUGUCCACCGAUAUUAGCGCCUCCAGUCUGUUUACCAACUCUGGAGAGGCUAUUCCCGCGGACCAUUCGCCAUCAAAGUGCUCAUCUUCUGUCAGUCCCGUUUCGGUCCGUACGUCACCGGUUCUCUCGACCUCCGCUCGACACCAUUCAGGGUCGGCGGCCCCGCCAAAUGAAUCAGCCCAAUCACCGAUUCAGGAAGAGCCGAAUGCCACCUUCCUAUCGCAUCACAGCCAAGCGAAUGAAUCUUUCGAUCCAUCGGGCUCUUCAAGGACCGCAUCUUCACCAUUGAAAACUUCGCUACCUUCUCCACAACAAUCACCCAUAGGAGCAACCCACCGUUCAUCCAAUUCAGUGAUCUCUUCCUCCACGCGUUCCUCAUCGGGCUGCAACUCAUCGUCCACUUCACCGGCUAAUCAGCGCAAAGGUCCUUCACCUGUAGCAUCACCGAGCACUUCGUAUCUUCCCAAAAUGUCCAUCGUAAAUCACGAGAAUGUGGAACUUCACUCUUCUCUAGAGCGUCUUGGUAUGUCUUUUAAGUCGGCCACACAUGGCAUUUAUCGGGGCGGCAGCACGACUCCUCUAGAGGCCACUGGACUGCUUCCUGUUCACCGAAAAUCUUCCACAGCUUCUGCACAAGGUGGCUCGCAAAAGAUGCCGCCUCCUUUGCUCCAUCAUGGCCCAGAGGGACUGCGGAUCUGGAUGCACGUCGUGGGUGGACACGUGAUCUACGAGAGCAAUAAACCGUUCCCGGUUAAAAACGGCAUGUCAGUUGUCGAAGCAGCUCUUCUAAACGAAUGUCUGAACGAAGAGAAAGAGGUUGUGCGUGAUACAGUUUCCCCGCAUAGAAGGACAAAUGAGCCAAAUAUUCCAGUUCUCAACGGGCACGAGCCGAUGCAACUAGAAAGCGAGUUAGAGGAACGGAAGUCAUCGGUUUCAUUGUCCGACAACAAGAGCGACAUAUCAAAUAAGUGCCUCACCGGUUCUGUUGAGACCAAUGGCAAACUACAACCAACAAUUUUCGAGCGGUUGAGCAACGGACCAUCGACCAUGGUGGAAACGGAACCUCUGAAAACAAACGGUCCUGAAUUCACCUCGAAACCCUCAAAGAGCACAGAUGAAACGCUUGCCCUGUCACAUGGAGUUCAGGUGACCUCAGAUACCGGUUUUCCCAUUCACACAGUUGGUGCUUCGGGUGAUCAGAUGUUUUCAAGAGGGAUCAACUCGGUUUCAGCAAUACGGGUGCCCACACCUGCGAUGCCGUCCUCCGUCUCCACUGCUCCGUCUUUAACUGAUGCUGCUAGUUCCUCCGCCCCUGCAUUCGCACAAACACACCCGUCCUGCUUGUUUCCGUUCGCACAACACUCCCACACGCCUCAGUUGCCUACUCCUCCGCCUCCUGGUCCCGUACGCAAGUGGACUCCGGAGGAUGUGGUCGCUUUCGUCCAGGGAACCCCAGGAUGUGCAGCAUACGCAUCGGCCUUUCUUACAAACGAAAUAGACGGUGAGGCACUGCUACUUUUGGCCAAAGAUCAAUUUAUCCACCCACCAAUAGGAAUGAAGAUUGGACCGGCUCUAAAACUGGCGGCGCGGCUUGAAUCGAUUCGCCAUAUUAAUUAGCACAAAAAGCCAAUGUGCACGGAAUCCUGUUCCUGGGGACUGUAUUCCCCCUCCAUGUGCUCAUUGUGACCACAACAACCUCAUCAUCAACGGAUGCAUUUAGGGCGGUGUUUCGCACCCAACUACCGUUUGCACCUGACAUUUUUUGUACAUACAACUUCGAACGGCUCUCACUGAGUUCGCCUUCUCAACCGUUUGCCACAGACAGUAGACAGAGCCGUUGUUUUCCCUUUGUUUCGUUCCAGAUAUGUUUUUUCCCAUUGGUUGGUUGUCCAACAUAUUCCUCGGACUCA